Messenger RNA from Megachile rotundata (alfalfa leafcutting bee), 6618 nucleotides. RefSeq lists its product as uncharacterized. Lineage: Eukaryota; Metazoa; Arthropoda; Insecta; Hymenoptera; Megachilidae. The record is from RefSeq and is a predicted model, not a curated record.
AUCUCAUAAACGAGACAAAGAAUCCCUUUGUACGACCGUGAUUCAAGAUGUAAACUAAAAAUCCUGUCGACUUUAUUAGCUCGAUUUAUUAACCGAUACUUAAUGAAACGUUUCGAUUCUCGCGGAUCUUUAAAAGCGUCUCCACCACUCCCAUCGAGCUCUCUCUUCAUCGUACCAAAGAAGUUUUACAUUUAUUCGCUCAUCAUUUAUAUAUUCCAUUUACCUUCGUUCACGGACCACUUAUAAAGGCUACCCGAUAAUUGGACGCACAAUCUUCCCCAGACACAGAAAAGGGUAAAAUAAUAUCAGGAUGAAGAUACGCGCUAUUACUUUGUAAGCGUUGAAAUUUGUAUGAAGCAAGGAAGGAGCUGGCGCCGGGCGCUUGCAAUUGCACAAGAUCGUGUAAUAACGACUAAAGUCUAUAUGCAUAUCCCACGUAUACAAGCGUAUACUGCAGAGUCUUCAGAAUAUUGAAGCAUUAGUGUUGGCGAAACGAAGCCCUCGAGUGUGCGCGUUUCGCUGCAACAAUUUCCUUGGUCGAUAGAUUUGGCAAUAAAUAGAAAGAUAUCCUACUCCUGAAAAUAGCAUUACUGACUCGAUGAAAAGUCGGACAAUACCACGAAUUCGUGCGCUACCGUUACAGAAAAACGACAAGGAAUUCGUAAUCGACAAAAUUGGUUCGAGGCAAAAGUUUCGUUUCGAUCCUUUCUUCGCGAACGGUCGAACUCGAAAUUAUUUCGAACGCGAAGUCAGCUCGUGGUAUUCAGGGAGAUGGCAGUUAGUUCCGGCGCGGAGUGGCGCGGCGUGGCGCGGCGUGGCGCGGCGCACGAAAUAUCUUCCUCGAAUUCGGUGGGAAAGCUCGGGCUAAAUUUCGGUAGAUCGCGGUCGCUGGCCCCCCACACGGCAUGGCACUCAUCGUCAGACGUUCACAGAAGAGAUAGAGGAGCGUCGUCGUGGCGCGCACGGAUAAAGGAUCGACCGUGGCGGCGAUUCCAACAGGAAUUCCCGAUGAGAUGGGCGGAAAGUACAAAGGUUCGACGCGCUUCGGCGGUUCUCGGCACGGUGGGCUUCCGCUCGAAUUCGGCUAGCUCCGAUCAGCAUCGUGCGCGUUCGUCUAGGAUCGGGCCGCUCGGUGGGGUCUACAUCGUGCAGGAUGGGUAGUAGCGGCGCGCCGCGAGACCGGCAGUUUUGCGCCCCGUGCAACGGCCAAUCGGCCAGUUCGUCGCCGGCUGUUCGUGAAAGAGGUAUUUUCGCACAUCGUUCUGCGUUCGCUCUGCGAUCGAGCACUUUCUGCCAUCACCGUCCACCGAUUCUGCCCUCGCUAUUUUCUCUUUCUACAUAUAUAAAUCGUUCGUUUCUCGCUCGUCGAUUCGCAACUUCCAUACUUUUUCUUCACGCACUGACCGUUCAGUUCGUCUCUCUCUCUCUCGGCUUUUCUUUCCGAGUCUGCGCGUUCUUUGCAACGUGUUUUCUGCGACCGGCGAGUAUCUUCUCGGAAAUUCUACCGAGAACGGUUACGUCCACGGAUCCGUAACACUGUGUUUCGUACCGUUCACUGCCACGUAUGUCGGCGUGUGAGCGAAUUGCCGAGUGUUUGGUGACGUGUUAAAACAUGGCCAUUUCCACUGGUCACGACCAAGAUAGAGAGCGUGUUGUCUGAGACAGAGAGAGAAAGAGUGUGUGCAUGAGAGAAAGAGAGCUUGAAAGACGACGGUAUUUCGUACAUGUUCGUCGUUAGGAAAACGUACGUAUUUCGGCUGACGAUCAUUGUCCAAUGGUCGACAUGUAUCGACCUCGAACGAGGUCGAAAAACCGAAUAGAAAUGGUUGUCACGUUGUUCGGUGUCGAAGCGCCUAUAUACUCGUUGGAUAUUCGCGAGUUAUCCGUUGCGAAUUAGCAAAUGGUGAAACGGCGAAGGAAAAAAGAGCAAGGAAUAACUGGGAACCGGUCUUACGGUAUGAAGGGUAAAAGUCGCGUCAAAAAUAAUUUCGAGACGUGACUGUGACACUUAACCGGCAUAAGCCGGUAACGCCGCAAUGCCGGCUUACGAAACGAAUACGAUCUUUCGAAUUCAAAAACCUCGCCGAGUAUAAAGUGAUUCGACAGUUCUUUUUUUCUGGUGAUGUCGAUCAACGUUUUGACGGAAGAGAUGUCGAUCGAUGCGGCCAAAGAAACGAGGAAACGUCAUUACAAUAGUGGUGCGCCGCCGGCUAACCUGUCGGCUAACCUCAAUCUUGCUGCUCACCGGAACAAACGAACACGUGCGCAUCGGACAGUUAUUGAAAUUAGCAUUUUCAAAAAUUGAAAAUAAUUCCUUACGAGCCCGGCGCGAGGUGAUUUCCAGAAUGUUCGCUAAUAGAUUGCACGACUCUAUGGAUAGUACAGUGGAAAAUUGGAGACUUAUUUUAGUAGGCUCGAGUCUCUUUUAUUCGUCACGUAAGUCCUAUUCAAAUGGGCGUUACGAGAAUCGAUUCAGCUGCUCAUUCAAAUACGUAACUUUCCUAAGAAUGCGGGACAAUGAUAUACGGCACGGUCAGAAUAAAACGCAUCCAUUCUUUCGAAUUAUAUUCUCUCGCGGUCGUAUCGCGCAAGUUUGCCAGGUGCAUUUCUUCUCUUUUUAAACGAAGAUCAUUUCCACCACUGUACAGGUCUGUCCAAGUAGAGUGAACCAAAACUUGAAGCGCGGUCCUUUCCAAUCAGUCAUUACGGUUCUUGCAAUUUGAAAGUACUUAGGCACUAAUUUCGAGGAGGAACGACGUAUAAUUUCCUUGUAAGUAACGCUAGCUCGUAAAAAAAGAAAAACGCCAAAUUGGUAACUCCGGUACUUGGAACACUUGCUACGACCAGCGGUUGACCGUAACCGAUGCAAUCAGGAUGUACGUAUAGAUAGAACGAGUUUCGAGUGAAUGUUUAAUUGGAAUGUUGUCAACGAUGAGAGCGUGUUCUCCGGGCUCGGUGGUUGAAUCCAGUCUCUGGCAGACUCGAUAUAAAGCGCUUAUAUCGUUCCAAUUAAAAACAGACAGUUAAAAAGUUUCCCGUGAAAGCACAGAGAUAACGCGAAAAGCGCGAAAAGAACCAAAACGAGUGAUUCGGUAAUGGACAACUACGCUCGCGAGGGGCACGGACUAAUGGCACAGAGUACCGUGCAACCAAAUUUCUACGUUCAAUUCGAUAUCUCUUUUUAUCGCGUUUGCAACACGUACUCCAUACGUUUUAACCGAUACAGUAGACCGCCUCUGGACCGAACGAACGGAAAUGGUAUGCGAACGCCGAUGACGUCAACUAUCGUAAGGGAAAAAGAUGUAUACGCGUCGAAGAAGGGGAAAAGAAGGAGUGGAAGGGGUUAAAGGGAAAGCAGUGAGAAAGAAAGGUAGGAAGGAAGGAAGGAAGGACGGAAGGAAGGAGGAUUCCUAGAUCUUCUUUUUCUUCGAGGCAGGCCGGUUUCGCAUAGACGUCCUUGAAAUUCGUGAGAUCGGAGAACAAUCGGCUACGGGGAGUCCAUCGGUACGGAUGGUCCAGUGGCGCCGACUAGUCUCCAUUGCGCCCCACCACUAUAUCUCGGUUGCUUCGUUAGGGACCCCACCAUAUAUCCCGGGUAGGUUCAGUUUAAGGUUUCCUCUGUCGUUUGUGCUAUGCCGUGGCUGCUAUCGUUGAACCGUUCCGACCGUCCAAGGACAGUUCAGUUCAGUUCAGUGCCGGGUAAAGAGGGUCAGGCACGUAGACGAAAACUUUCAAGGGCAGACGAGACCCCUCGCUUUGCCGUCACGUAAAUUCAGGCCUGAAUUCAUCUCCUCCACGCGUGUGUUCGUUCGUUCGUUCUUCUUCUUCUUCUCUCGCAGUGGAUCCCGAAGUCGUCACACGCGGUGCACAGUGAACCGUCGCGUCGACUUGUCUGUGACUCAUCCUUUCGAAAUUAACCGAUUCCGUACCGCUCCCAAUCUAAUUAGACGUACAACGGUUUGUUCCUGAACUGUUUUACUCCCUGGUGCGCGCGACCAACACAGUGUUUCAGUGAAACAAUCGGUUUUGCCUUACAACUCAUCGACUUUGUACGAAUUAUUACUCGCAGAGUAUUGGUCAACGAAGAAGAGAAUCGUCGAUAACGUGGACAAACGUUGAAAAAAAGAGAUAUUUUGUUGUUUCUUUGUAAAUUGUUCCUCGGAUGAAAGUACGCAACGAGAAAAACUGUCUGUAUGUUCUGUAACUCCGUACAAGGGAAAAAGAGCGAACGAAACAGGAAAUCUCUACGCUAUUUGUACUUAUACAACAUUUAUUUCUUACAAAGAUUAAUAAAUUGCACUAUUUCGUGACUGUAGAAAAUUACUUGUUCCGCUCGCCCUAAAUGCAUCGCUUCACCUGUUUCAACAAAAUAAAGUGAAUAAAAAAUACAAGAAAAAAAUUGUUCCAUCAAUAUGUAUGCAAUUUUCAUUCGAUUUAACAUUAAGAUAUCCUAUCCUUUAACGAUAUUCCCUUACAUCGUAAAGUCGAUGCGCGUUAUACGCUACGUUCGCGCGAACGUGUUCGCUGCGGACCACGCCACACGUUUUCGACACCGGCGAAUACGCUUCUCUCAGAGAAAUCACGAUACAAGGGAGGGUCCAUAAACGUGUUCUACAGAUAUAUUGCGUGCUGCGUUCAAUGGGGUUGACACGGAAAAAAGGGGACAAAAGUAGUAAUCGUUGCCACUCUUUUUAACGCGUAAAGUGGUCGGGAAUUUUUCGCGCGUUCGAGAUUGCUGCUCCCCCUUCUGUCUGAUUACUGUUCUGAAUUAAAUUGGCCGGAAUUGAACUACAGACAUAAGGAUACAGAGAUCUAGGGAUACUCUACGAAAGAGAGAGUCGACUGCAAUUUAACUCUCCUAUAAUAGCGCUCAGUCUAUCUGUACACGUCUAUGGCCAUAACGCUCGAGAAUUACCGCGUAUUACGCCCACUUAACACGAGCCAUUUUCAUGUUCGGCAAUAAAAUAUUCUCGAGUAAACGGUUACUCUACUUGUCACGGGCUCUUCUUCCAUUGCCACUUAUCCUAGAACGGUGCUCGCGAGCGGACAUUCGCGGCGCGAACGAAAUAAAUAAAAAUAAUAUUAAUUAAUCGCGACAGGUAUCGAUCGUGUCCUCAGCGAACGCGUUAAAUCGCAGUCACAGACUUCGCGAACAGGGCAUCGCGGUUAAAACUUUUUCUACGAUCCUUACGACUGCGGUGCAUCGCGUCAUAAGAACGUGAGCAUUUAAAUUGAUCCUGUUUAACCUUGACUCGAUUGCUUUCGAGUUAUUUUUCACUUUGUCUAACAGACCUAUCGAGGACGCGUCGUGCCUCUCCGGUAUCUCCACGCCUGAAAUUCUUCGGUUUGCAACGUGCCAUGCACCGAUCGAUAACAUAGUAUCGACGUUUAAUUCGAGUGGGUGUAAUGACUAUACACCAUAGCGCGACAUAUUUCAACGAGAUCGUUUUACCCAUAAGGUAAAGCAGUCUUUGCCACGAUAUAGCGAGGUCGUAAAUUAUUCCUACUCUUGUCACGGGAUGCAACGAGUACAGUUUCGGUAUCACGUUUUAGUACACUAUACAAAACUCGACGAUCAGUCCAUCGCAUCUCGAUCUACGCUACAACGAAGAUUAUAUUUAUUCAUGAUUGGAGUCGAAGAUCGGUCUAACAAGAAUUUGAAUCUUGAAGCUGCUCAAGCUUUUCAAUUACGCGUCGUAAAAGGCACGUCAGAGCUUUUCGUAAAUGUUCGUCGACGAACAAAAACGUACACUGUUCGCGUGUUACGAAAGUCGAUCGUAGAUAGGGUUACCGGCGAUGGCUACUGUUCGAUCUUCGUUGUCGGCAUGGAAAGAUCGAGAACGUUGACGAGGUCAAGAAGCACGAUUCCGAACGGAAGUUAAUUACUCGAGUACGAAUCAUUGUUUCUGGUAAUCGAGGGACGUCUCGAGGGGAACUAGUUACGCGUUGCUCGACUCGUUGACCCCGUUGCAUCCCGCGGAGGUUCCAGAGGGCUCUCGAGAGUUCCUCAAAGGAUCUUCAGGAGUUUUAUUCAUCGAUCGUUGUGGCCAGACCUGUCCACGGGUUGCCCUACUGGCUCGGAGCAACGCGGUUCGCCACGAAAUAAACCUCGGGGCAACGGUAACAUUGUAAUACGCUCACAGGGUAUGGGUCUCAAUUUAGCCGGUAAUGACGUAGAAAGAAGCGCGCCUCACCGACUUCAAUGACAAAGUAUAUUGCAUUCUAGCGCAACAUGAUAUCUUUUAAUAUUCAACAUCCACAGUACCAAAGUUAUUCGGUCGGUCUUUGACAACAUAUUUCAGGAUCAUUGAAAUCGGUGACGUCUGCUUGAUUUUUAUGGAACUCGGAAAAUAUAACAGGUAUUUUCCUUCGAAAUCACUGUUAGUACAAAGGUAGGUAUUCGACGCGAUUCGAGUUAUCCGCUUCGGAAAUUUUUAACGCUGCCCCGAGGGAUGUACACUGUCGCCACAAGGGCAAUCCCUUGGACAUCCCUAGUCAGCGGGAACACGCGAAAUCCGCGUGACGUAGCUUAUGGGUUCGACGAGUGUCGCGAGAGGCGACGGUCGAGUAAGAAAGAGAAGCACCACGAGGCGAGGGAGUAAAAAAGGAAAAAAAAAA